AUGAGCGUGUUUCUCCUACCACUUGGUACAUGUAAAGAGAUAGAAAAGCUUAUGGCUAGCUUUUGGUGGAAAUCAAAUUCUAAUAAAGGUCGCGGUAUUAUUUGGAUGUCUUGGGAUCGCCUUGCAAUUUCAAAGGAUGAAGGUGGGAUGGGAUUUAGACACUUACAUGAUUUCAACCUCGCUAUGCUUGCAAAACAAGGUGCUACUCGGGUCAUUGGAGAUGGCACCACUACAAGUAUUUUGGGUACUCCUUGGCUGCCGAAUGCCCAUAGCAGAUGUGUGUCUUCAACACAUCCUGGCCUGCAAAACAACACAGUCAACUCCCUUAUGCAGAUUGACAACCGUGAUUGGGAUUCUGAGGUGAUUUUGGAUUUGUUUCCAACUCAUGAAGCUAAUGUUAUACUCGACAUCCCUUUGACCAACACUACUAGACCUGAUUUCUGGUCUUGGAAAGCCGAUCAUAGAGGGAUUUUUACUGUUCGAAGCGCCUACAAAUCUGCUGCAAAUAGAAAAACCAACAGUCCCAACACAAAACAAUUCUGGUUUUUGGCGCAAAUUCUGGCACUUAAAGAUCCCACCAAAAGUGCUAAAUCUUCUAUGGCGUGCUAUUACCGACUCUCUUCCAACAUGUGUGAAUCUUCUGUUUCUUCUUCUUUUGGCAGCUGGUUCGAAAGUUUGCAGCAAACAGGUGACAAUGAUCAGGUUUGUAGAGUUGCUAUGUUAUGUUGGGCUUUAUGGAAAUCUCGCAAUAAUACAGUUUGGAACAAAAGGAAUUCUUCUGUAAAUGAUGUUCUUGCAUCUGCUUCUAUUACUCUUGAUCACUGGCGAAAAGCUCAGGAUAAAUUUGCUCUAUCAUCUCUGUCCCUCAAUAAUAGUGAUGACAGAGCCGAGCUUUGGACUAAACCUGCUAAUAAUUGUAUCAAGAUUAAUAUAGAUGCUGCGUUUUUUCAUCAUGAAAAUUCCUAUGGUUUUGGAAUUGUAGCAAGGGAUGAUUUGGGUAAACUAAUUGAAGCUAAAACAUGUUACAAGGCUGGUAACUAUUUUGCUGAGGUUGUGGAAGCGUUGGGAAUCAAAGAAGCUCUUAGUUGGAUUAAGAGCAAUAACUGA
This is a messenger RNA of Cannabis sativa, 1107 nucleotides long. RefSeq lists its product as uncharacterized. The record is from RefSeq and is a predicted model, not a curated record. The coding region runs from base 1 to 1107 and encodes 368 amino acids. NCBI's taxonomy places the organism in Eukaryota, Viridiplantae, Streptophyta, Magnoliopsida, Rosales, Cannabaceae. The transcript is spliced from 3 exons.